Xenopus laevis (African clawed frog) is the source of this 1187-nucleotide messenger RNA. It is a transcript of the gene derl1.L, whose product is annotated as derlin 1 L homeolog. The record is from RefSeq and is marked provisional. Gene Ontology annotation, cellular component: endoplasmic reticulum membrane. NCBI's taxonomy places the organism in Eukaryota, Metazoa, Chordata, Amphibia, Anura, Pipidae. Gene Ontology annotation, biological process: cellular response to stress; proteasomal protein catabolic process.
CACGUGACGGUUGUUAGUUCCUGCUGGUGACAGGCCCUGCGGCCGGUCAUUCCGCCGCCUUCAGUCAUGUCUGACCUCGGGGACUGGUUCCGCAGUAUCCCCUUGAUUACCCGGUACUGGUUCGCCGCCUCCAUCGCUGUGCCGCUCGUCGGGAAACUCGGUCUCAUCAACGCUGUGAAUCUUAUCCUGUGGCCUGAGAAUUUCCUGCACAAGUUCCAGAUAUGGAGACCGAUAACAGCAACAUUUUACUUCCCCGUAGGACCCAAAACCGGCUUCUUGUACCUGGUGAAUUUGUACUUCCUUUAUCAGUAUUCAAGUAGACUGGAAACAGGUGCAUUCGAUGGGCGACCUGCGGAUUACGUCUUCAUGCUUCUGUUUAAUUGGAUCUGCAUCGUGAUCACUGGAGUCAUAAUAAACAUGCAGCUGUUGAUGAUCCCCCUGAUCAUGUCAGUUCUGUAUGUCUGGUCCCAGCUGAACAGAGACAUGAUCGUGUCCUUCUGGUUCGGAACAAGAUUUAAGGCCUGUUACCUUCCUUGGGUCAUUCUCGGAUUCAACUUUAUUAUUAGCGGAUCGGUGGUCGAUGAGCUGAUUGGAAACCUGGUGGGGCAUCUCUACUACUUCCUAAUGUUUAAAUACCCCAUGGAUCUCGGAGGGAGGAAUUUUCUUACCACACCACAGUUUUUAUAUCGCUGGCUUCCCAGCAGGAGAGGAGGCGGCGGCAUUUCGGGAUUCGGAAUCCCACCAGCCAGCGCCAGACGGGUGGAGGAGGAGCAGCCUGGAGCCGGUAGAAGACACGAUUGGGGGCAAGGCUUCCGCCUAGGAGACUAGUGAAAAACGCACUCCGUCUCUCUGUGGGGGAAAAAAAAAAAGUGUGCGCAAGAACUUUUUUUUUUUUUUUUUACAUUUUCUUUGUAAAUUUAGAACUUUCGGACUUCACAGCGCAGGAAGCAGCCGCCAGAUAAAGAGAGUGCGUUGCGUCAAUAUUGAGACUGAUGCAAAAGUGGCUGGAAAGCUUCACUCCUCCUAUACAUUCAGGUUGCCGUCUGUCUGUCUGUCCUGCCCAUGUUAAUGCAGGUCGGUGAGUCAGAUUGGGUUACUGCAGAUAUAUUGUACCUGAAAAAAUCACAGGCCGGAAACACGUUGGUUGUUCUCCACCGACUACAAUAAAAUUUAUAUUUCCACCAUAA